AUGAAAAACUACGAGUACCCGCGAGUCCGUCCUCCCACCUCUUUGCUGCCACCUCCACAGCACGCCGACAGCCGGUUUUCGUGGAUGACCACGUCCGCAGACGAGGAAAGUCGUGUGGGAGCAAGAAAAGAGGCAAACACUCCAACACCACCUGCGCUGCCGCAGCCUGCUGCUGCACAACAGCUCUCUCCGCCGGGACAGAUUCCCGUGUCAACUAUGGAACCACAGUUCUACGGCGGUGGUGUGGUUCCGCAGCAAAUGCGAUACCCAGCGGUCGCACAACAGGAGUACAUGCAAGCCGCUCAACAACAAGGCGCUUACACCUCACAACCAUAUCCCACCCAGGUACUUGUACAACAACCUCCUCAAACGCAACCUCCACAGCAUGUCAUGCCUCCUUUACCACAAACUCCCGAGCCUGCAAAGCAACUGACCAUUCCCGAAAACGAACCCACGGGGCCUAUUGUGCCAGAUACGAACCCUUUGGUGCCAUCUACCCCGAAACCACUCGACCGUGCCAGCACCAACAUGGCCAUCGUUCCACCUCCAUCCGAUCCCUCUCAAUUCCCCGCCCACGUAUUCACUCCGAGUCCACAAUCCAUAAAAGGCGGCUCGUGGCAGCAUAGUUUUUGUUCUUGCGCCGAACCUUCUAUCUGCAUCACCGGGCUGUUUUGCCCGUGCAUUGUGUAUGGGAAGACACAGUAUCGGUUAGGGUUGAGAGGUGAAAGGAAAGAUCCGACGAAUAUGCUGGGAUACACGGCAGUCAACGGGUCUUGCAUCGCAUUUGGCCUUCUAUGUGGUGUGAAUGGGAUCUUGGCUGCAAUUCAGCAUACGCGGGUGCGGAAGACCUACACCAUGAGCACGGAGGCCGGAAAUGUCGCGGGGGAUUGUGUCAAGGGGAUUUGCUGCUGCUGCUGUGUUGUCGCUCAGGAUGAAAAGGAGGUCAAAUUUCGAGAAGAGCAAGUCAGGAAACCGGCUGGGUCUGGCGCAAAGAAAGAAGGCUAUGUGGCGCCCGCGACGAUGAUCUUCAACCCACCGCCUCAAUCGAGGUGA
Cladophialophora immunda is the source of this 1053-nucleotide messenger RNA. RefSeq lists its product as uncharacterized. The coding region runs from base 1 to 1053 and encodes 350 amino acids. Lineage: Eukaryota; Fungi; Ascomycota; Eurotiomycetes; Chaetothyriales; Herpotrichiellaceae. The record is from RefSeq and is a predicted model, not a curated record. The transcript has a single exon.